AGAGAGGAGAAGCCGAUGGUUAAAAACCGACGAUCGCCUGCUGUGAUACCUCUUUUUGACUUCCCGAAUGUAACGCGUUACCGUUACAUCUCUUUUGAGCUUUGGCGUUAAAUGCCGACGCCUGAUGGGUCAGUUGAAUGGGUCAGUUGGGUAAAUUUGGGCGUCCUACUGCGCGCUAUGACCGCCGGCGACAGCAAGCGAUCUUAACCGGACAACUCACCCCCAGCUGCCAACUUUACUAACUGGCUUUGCAGUAGAAGAUGACAGAACCAGAAUUACUGACAGAAGUCCCUGCAGCACUGAAGCGUUUAGCCAAGCAGGUGGUCCGGGGCUUCUACGGGGUGGAGCAUGCGUUGGCUCUAGAUGUGCUGAUUCGCAACCCCUGUGUACGUGAGGAAGACAUGCUGGAGCUGCUCAAGUUUGACCGCAAGCAGCUGCGCUCGGUACUUAACACUCUGAAGGGGGACAAAUUUGUUAAGUGCCGCAUGCGGGUAGAGACUGAUCAAGAAGGCAAGACGACACGCCACAAUUACUACUUUAUCAAUUACAGACUGUUGGUCAAUGUGGUCAAGUAUAAAUUGGAUCACAUGCGGCGACGCAUUGAGACGGAUGAGCGGGACUCCACCAACCGUGCCUCCUUUCGCUGUCCCUGUUGCUUCUCAACCUUUACUGACUUGGAGGCUAACCAGCUUUUUGACGCCAUGACAGGGACAUUCCGCUGUACCUUCUGCGAGACGGAAGUGGAAGAGGAUGAGUCGGUGGUGCCCAAGAAGGAUGCCAGGACUCUGGUGGCACGCUUCAACGAACAGAUCGAGCCCAUCUACGUGCUGCUGCGGGAAACGGAAGAUGUUAACCUGUCACACGACCUCCUAGAGCCUGAGCCCACAGAGAUCCCCGCCCUCAAACAGAGCCGUGAACGCGCUGCGAUGGCGGGAGCAACCUCAGCUGGCCAACAUCGCGAGGCCUGGUCCAACAAGGGCUCUUCGUAUGCCGACCUGUACACCCAGAAUGUGGUCAUUAGCAUGGAGGAGCAGGAGGACCAGCGCAGGCAGGCCGCUGAGAAAAAGGCGACCAAGGAAGGGCCUGUGUGGCUGACCCAGAGCACCGUGCAGGGGGCUUACAGUGAACCCAACACCCUUAUGAACACUGGAAACAUCACCCAUGGAGCCCAGGAUGGCGCCGCUGGUCAUGGCAUCAACCAGUCAGACGAAGAGGAAGUGAUGCGCACCCUCCUCAUUCAUGAGAAAAGGGCUUCGGCUUCAUCGGGCGGAGGCAGUUCCAGCACAGCUGCCAGGGCACUCACUUCGGCCACAGGCAACGCAAGCGACUCGGAGAGCGACACCAGUGAGUCAGAGGACGAGACCCCCAUGGCUCCUCCCCCAGCUGUGGCCGCUCAGCAUAGGCAGGAAGAAGAGGAUGAUGAUGACGAUGAUGACGAGGGGAUGGGUGAUGAGCCGAUGGUGAUGGUCGGGGGCAAGGCAUUCUCAUACAGAGAAGUGAGCCAGCGGCCAGAGCUAGUGGAGCAAAUGAGUGCACAGGAGAAGGAGGCCUACAUUGAGAUGGGGCAGAACCUCUACCAGGACAUGUUCUACUGAGUGUACAUGUACGCCCAAACUGUUCUGAUGCUAAGUGUUUAUUCUGAGAACCAAACAUACACAUACCUUCCACUUUCAUUCUGCAUCACGUCUGAGGACAAGCUUAUGGACACAGCUUUGUAAGAGGAAAACUGUAAUAUAUUUGUAUACAUGUCUGGCAUUAUCCAGGCCAUUUUCUGACAGUGUUUUAAUAUGUGAACCGUGCUUUCAGUAUUCUGCCCCAGAGUUUGUCCUUCAUACAUACUUUUAUUGGGAGAAAGUCAAAUAGCUGCAGUGUAUGCACAAAGUGCCAAUUUAUAGUUUCUUUUUUUUAUUUUAUUCUUUUUUAAAUGUAUCUCUCUAAGGCCUUAGGUUUUCCCCAUCAUGCCGAAAUUGUAAAUGAAUCCACAGAAUUAGAACUUGAAAAUUGAGUUCAGAAAAAUAUAGAAAAUUCAGGAAAUUCAAACUUUUGAGAACAUUGCUGUGGAAAUAUUCAACCAUUACUUGAAGCAGUUUCUAUAAUAAAAAGGUAAAUAAG
Lampris incognitus (smalleye Pacific opah) is the source of this 2112-nucleotide messenger RNA. RefSeq names its product general transcription factor IIE, polypeptide 1, alpha (gene gtf2e1). Gene Ontology annotation, cellular component: transcription factor TFIIE complex. Bases 261 to 1595 code for a protein of 444 amino acids. Gene Ontology annotation, biological process: transcription initiation at RNA polymerase II promoter; transcription open complex formation at RNA polymerase II promoter. Lineage: Eukaryota; Metazoa; Chordata; Actinopteri; Lampriformes; Lampridae. The transcript is spliced from 6 exons. The record is from RefSeq and is a predicted model, not a curated record.